AUUGUUGGCGGAUUAUGAGGGACAUUUCUGAAAGAUGUCUCAUGGCCGCUGCAUAACUUGAUAAAAGGCUUUCAUGUCCACAAGGCGAGCCACAAAAGGUCCGACGGCUCUGCGGCAUCGUCCACCUGAACAGCAUUCAUCUCAAAAAAGGACUCAUUUGACUCUCUUCCACUUGGGGAGCAAGAGAGAGGCUAUGGGUGCCGGGACUGUUGCAGUCCUUCUGGGGACUGUGGCAUUUGGCAUUACUUUUGGCGAAAAUGUUGGAACUAAAAACGGAACAACCGUCAAUGUGCCUCUUGUGAUGACUCUGGCGGAAUCUUACAUGGAAGAGUUGAACAAUCGUAGCAGUGAACAACAUAAACGUCUUGAAGCGCAAGUGGUGUCAAUGUGCAACUUCAUUUACAUCAGAGCAUUUCGGAGUAAUUUCAUAAAAACCAACUUCAUUGGAUUUAGUCCUCAAAAGGGAAACACGCAAGUGGAAGUGGAGUUGAAGUUCAACAACACAUCACAUGAUCAAAUCCCACAAAACGAUGAAGUUGUGAACACAUUGGUAGAUGUUGUGAACAGGACCAGCAACCCGUUCAGAUUCACUCUUGUUCCAGGAUAUAUUGCAGUCAUUUCACCUAAAUCAUCAACAACUCGUGGACCCGAAACAACUACCAUCUCAGUUGGGCCACCGUCUGUGUUUGUUGAAGCCACUGUGUUGGAACCUUUUGUGGAAGCCUUGAACGAUCCUAGCAGCGAACAAUACAGAGAACUUGAAACACAAGUGGUGUCAAUGUGCGACUUCAUCUUCUUCCAAACGUUUGGUUCCAUUUUCUUUGGCACUGUUGUUCUUGGAUUUCGGCCAGAAAGGGGAAACACGCAAGUCGAUGUGGAACUGCAGUUCAACGUGUCGGCACCAGCAGAAGCUAUCCCCGCAGCAGACGUGGUCACAGAAGUAUUGGUCGAAGCUGCGAUUAGUCCCGAUAACCCCUUCAACAUCACUCUUGAUCCAGACUCAAUUGUAGCCAGUUCAAAACCAUCGACAACCACCCAAGGACCAACGUCGUCCCUUGGCUUCACAACAACUGCCCGGGGUUCACCUUCGGCAACGACGCAAGGCGAAACAACUCCCGCCAUCUCAGUUCCCCCACCGGCUGUGUUUGUUGAAGCCACUUUGUUGGAACCUUUUGUGGAAGACUUGAACGAUCCCAGCAGCGAACAAUACAGAGAACUUGAAACACAAGUGGUGUCAAUGUGCGACUUCAUCUUCUUCCAAACGUUUGGUUCCAUUUUCUUUGGCACUGUUGUUCUUGGAUUUCGGCCAGAAAGGGGAAACACGCAAGUCGACGUGGAACUGCAGUUCAACGUGUCGGCACCAGUAGAAGCUAUCCCCGCAGCAGACGUGGUCACAGAAGUAUUGGUCGAAGCUGCGAUUAGUCCCGAUAACCCCUUCAACAUCACUCUUGAUCCAGACUCAAUUGUAGCCAGUUCAAAACCAUCGACAACCACCCAAGGACCAACGUCGUCCCUUGGCUUCACAACAACUGCCCGGGGUUCACCUUCGGCAACGACGCAAGGCGAAACAACUCCCGCCAUCUCAGUUCCCCCACCGGCUGUGUUUGUUGAAGCCACUUUGUUGGAACCUUUUGUGGAAGACUUGAACGAUCCCAGCAGCGAACAAUACAGAGAACUUGAAACACAAGUGGUGUCAAUGUGCGACUUCAUCUUCUUCCAAACGUUCGGUUCCAUUUUCUUUGGCACUGUUGUUCUUGGAUUUCGGCCAGAAAGGGGAAACACGCAAGUCGACGUGGAACUGCAGUUCAACGUGUCGGCACCAGCAGAAGCUAUCCCCGCAGCAGACGUGGUCACAGAAGUAUUGGUCGAAGCUGCGAUUAGUCCCGAUAACCCCUUCAACAUCACUCUUGAUCCAGACUCAAUUGUAGCCAGUUCAAAACCAUUGACAACCACCCAAGGACCAACGUCCUCCCUUGGCUUAACAACCACGAAUGGCUCACCGUCACCAACAACCCAACGGACGACAACUCUUGUCACCUCAGUUCAUCCACCUGCUGUGUCCAUUAAAGCCACUCUGUUGGAACCUUUUGUGGAGGCACUGAACAAUCGCGGCAGCGAUCAAUACAUAGAACUUGAAACACAAGUGGUGUCAAUGUGUGACUUAAUCUUCUUCCAAGCUUUUGGGCCUAUUUUCAUCCGCACCAUCGUAAUUGGAUUUAGUCAACAAAUGGAAAACACUGAAGUAGAAGUGGACCUGGAAUUCAACAGUACAAUAUCAUCUGAUGAAAUCCCAGAAGCUGAUGUGGUUGUAGACACAUUGGUACAAGCUGUGAUUAGUCCCAACAAUUUCCCCCUCACGUUUGACCCAGACUCAAUCGUAGUCAUUUCUGCAGAAACAUCAACUCAGAGUUCUUCCACUACAAACAUGCCUAUAUCAACAACUUAUGGACUUACAACUAAAGAACUAACAAGCCCUCAGUUAAAUCUUGACAGCUCAACUGCUGACAAACCAACAACUAUUGACGACUCAACAGCAACUGUUGAAAAAUCAACAAUUACAGUUGACAGAUCUACAACUGAUGUAGAUGGAUCAACGGCUAUUGUUCAACGAAAAACUACUAUUGACAAACCAACAACUGUUGUCGACUUAACAACUGAAGUUAAUGAACCAACAGCAACUAUUGAUGAGUCAACAACCACAAUUGAAAAAUCAACAGUUGAUGAAUCAACAGAAACUACUGACAAAACAACUACUGUUCAUAAAUCCUCAACUACUAUCAACCAAUUGCCAACUGUUGUUGAUGGGUCAACUCCUCUUGAUGAAUCAACAAGUGCUUUUGACGGGCCAACAGCUGUUGAUGGAUCAACAACAAUUAUUGACGUAACUACUAUUAACGAAUCAACAGUAACUAUUGAUGAAUCAACAGCUGUUGUCGACUCAACAAUUACCUUUGACGGGUCAACAACUAUCGACAAAUCAACUGUAUCAACAGCUAAUGUUGGAUCAACAAGUGAAAUUGACAGAGGAAGAAAUACUGAAAAAUCAACUGCUACUGACAAAUCAACUGCACUGACUGAAGAAUCAACGACUGUCAGUGAAUCAAGUGCUACUAUUGGCAUCUCAACACCUCUUGUUGAUGCAUUAUCAAUCGCUGUUGACGGAUCAACAACUGCUGUUGAUGGGUCAACUACUGUUAAUGAAUCAACAAUUACUUUCGACAAAUCAACAGCAACUCUUGAUGAAUCAGCAGUAACUACUGACAGAAUAACAACUGGUGUUGGGAAAUCCACAAUUACUGUUGACGAAUCAACACCUCUUGUUGGUGGAUCAACUGCUGUCGACAGAUCAACAGCAGUUGAUGGAUCAACGGCCACUGACAUAACAGUUGUCAAAUCUACAAUUAUUGUUGACAAAUCAACAACAAAUAUUGAGGAAUUAACAGUGAUUAUUGAUGAAUCAACAGUUACUGUUAGUGAAUCAACAUCUCUUGAUGCAUUGACAAAUAGUGUAAAGAGAUCAACUGUUCUUGCCGAAUCAACGAUGACUGAUGAAUCAACAAAUACUGUUGACAAAUUUACAACUAUUCCUGACAAAUCAACAAUUGAUAUUGAAGAAUCAACAUCCCUGUCUGUCAAUGGAUCAACAACCGGUGGUGAUGGGUCCACUGCUAUUGAUGAAUCCACAAGUUCUUUUGGUCAAUCAACAGCUGUUGCCGGCUCAACAGUUGUAGAUGGCAGAUCAACAACUACUACUGACAAAUCAACUCCUACUGACGAAUCAACAGCAAGUAUUGAUGAAACAACACCUGUUGUAUCAACAGCUGAAGUUGCCCAAUCAACUGACAAAUCAACUUUGAUUGAUGAAUCAACAAUAACGAUUAACACAUCGACAUUUACCGUUGAAUCAACAACAGCAAUUGAGAAAUCAAAAGCAACUAUUCAUGAAUCAACAGCAAAUGAUGACGAAUUAACAACUACCGCUGACAAAUUAACGGCAACUUUUGGCAAGUCAACAGCCUUUGUUGGAUCAACAAUUGACAUUGAUGGAUCAAGAACUAUUGACAAAUUAACUACUAUUGACAAAACUCCAACUACUGACAAAUCAACAGCAUCUGUUGUCGGAUUAACAACUACUAUUGACACAUCGACAAGUACCGUUGAAGAAUCAACACCUCUUGUUGAUGCAACAACGAGUAUUGAUGCAUCAACAAGUUCUUUUGAUGACUCAACAGCGGUUGUUAGCUCAACAAUUGUGAUCAACAGAUCAACAACUGCUGACAAAUCAACGACUAUUGAUGAAACAACACCUCUUGAAAAAUUAACCACGACUGACAAAUCAACAGCAAGUAUUGAUGAAUUGACAGGUUUUGGAUCAACCAUUGAAGUGGAACGAUCAACAACAAUUGACCAGUCAAUUUCUGAUGUAUCAACAACUAUUGCCAAAUCAAUGAUAACUACUGGCCAAUCAACUACCCAGGACAAAUCGACAGAAACUCUGAACAAAUCAACAGGAACUAUUGGCGAAUCAGUGACGACUUUUGAUGACUUAACCACUACUAUUAGCAAUUCAAAAACGGUUGCUGACGUAUCAAAAACCACUGUUGACAGAUCAACAGCCAUUUUUGAUGAACCGACAACUACUGGCAAAUCAAUAAGUACUAUUGACAAAUUAACACCUGCUGUUGACAAAUCAACAGCAACUCUUGAUGAAUUAACUACUAAUAUUGAUGCCUCAACAAUUGUAAUUGACACAUCAACAACUGCUGUUGACAAAUCAACACCUGUUUUUGAUGCAACAAUUACGGUGGACGAAUCAACAACUGAUGUUGACGGUUCAACAAUUAUAGCUGACGCAUCAGCAACAGUUGUUGAUGAAUCAACUAAUAUGGACAAAUCGAAAACUACUAUUAACAAAUCAACUUCUGCUGUUGACGGAUCGACAGGAUCUGAUGAUGAAACAACAGUGACUGUUGACAAGCCAACAGAUACUACAGACAAAUCAACAACUAUAACUGAUGAAUCGACAGCACCCAUCGACAGAACAAUUGCUGUCGAUGGAUCAGCAACUGUUGACAGAAUCACAGUAACUGUUGACGACUUGACAAAGGUUGACAAAUCGAUGACAACUACUGACAAAUCGACAGAGUCAAUUGGCGAAACCACAGCGACGAUUGGCAGAUUAACAGAAAUUGUCGAUGAACCAGCAACAACUACUGAAGGAUUAACAACUAUCUUUGACAAGUCAACACCUGCUUUUGAUGCAUCAACAAAUUCUUUUGACAGUAAAACUACUCUUAGCAAAGCAACCCCUGUUUUUAACGGCUCAACAAUUAUAGUUGACGCAUCAACAACUGCUGGUGACGAAUCAACUACUAUUGAUGAAUCAAAUCCUACUAUUGAUAAAUCAACUACUGAGGCUGAUGGAUCGACAGAAACUACCGAUGAACCAACAGUGACUAUUGACAAGCCAGCAGCUACUAUCGACAAAUCAACAAUUACAGUUGAUGAAUCGAUAGCAACUACUGACAAAUCGACUGCCGUUGACGGAUCAACAAAUGUUGAUGAAUUGAGAACAACUAUUGAUGGCUUGACUAUUGAUGAAUCAACAACUACUUUUGACAUAACAACCUCUGAUGAAUUCACAAUUACUGAGGAACCAAGGACAACUACUGACGAAUCAACAGCCACGACUGACAACUCAAGAACUGUUGACAAAUCAACCAUUCCCAUUGACAAAUCAGGGACAACUAUUGGCGAAUCUACUAGCAAUGAUGAAUCAGCAACUACUAUUGAUGACAUAACGACUACUACUAGCCAAUCAAAAACUGUUGUUGAUGGAUUGACAACAAACAAUGACGCAGCAACAACCACUCUUGAUCCAUCAAGAACCAAUGUUGAUGAACCAACAAAGAGUGACAAAUCAAUCACUACGAUUGACAAAUCAACUCCUGCUGUUGACGAAUUGACAACAACUCUUGAUGUUUUAACGAUUUCUGCUGAUGCAUCAACAACUGUAUUCGACAGAUCAACAACUGCUGUUGACAAAUCAACACCUGUUGUUGACGGUUCAACAAUUACAGUUGACACAUCAGCAUCUGCUGUUGAUGAAUCAACUAAUAUUGACAAUUCAAAAACUAUUACUAAUAAAUUAACUACUGCGGUUGACACAUCGACGGGAUCUAUUGACGAGCCAACAGUGAGUGUUGACAAGUCAACAGCUACUCUGGAAAAAUCAACAAAUACAAGUGCUGAAUCAACAGCAACUAUUGACAAAACAACUUCUGUUGAUGGAUCAAUAACUGUUGACAGGUCGACAACAACUAUUGUUUUAGCAACAGCUACUACUGACAAAUCAACCGCAAUUGACAAAUCAACAGAAUCUACUGCCGCAGCUACGAUUGGCAGAUCAACUGAAACUAUACCAAGAGAUGAAUUAACAACUACUUUUGACAGUUCAACAGUUUUUCGUGCACCAACAACGGCUUUUGACGGCAGAACUAGGAUUCACGAAUUAACCCCUGCUGUUGAUGGCUCAACAAUAACAGUAGAUGCAUCAACAACUGUUGCUGACGAAUCAACUACUAUUGAUGAACCCAAAGCAACUAUUGACAAAUCAACUACUGUUGUUGAUGGUUCAACAGAAACUGUCAAUGAAUCAACAAUGACUCUUGCCAAGACAAUAGCUACUACGCACAAAUCGACAGCUACAACUGAUGAACCAACCGCAACUAUUGACGAAUCGACUGCCAUUGACCGAUCAACAACUGUUGAGGGGUCAUCAAAAAAUGUUGACGAAUCGACACCUGUUGAUAAUUUGACAACUGUUGAUAAAUCGAUAACAUCUGCUGAUGAUUUGACGGUUGAUGACUCAAGAGCUACUACUGACGACUCAGCAACUUCUAUUGACAAAUCAACAACUACUGGUGACAAACCAACAAUUACUAUUGACGGAUCAACAAUGGGUGAAUUAACAACUACUGAUGACUCAACAACAACUCGGACAACUGCAGUCAUCUCAGUUCCUUCACGAGUAGUGUCUAUUGAAGCAACUCUGGAAGAACCCUUUGUCAAAGAAUUGGAAAAUCGCAGCAGUGAACAAUACCAAGAACUUGAAACACAAGUGGUAUCAACGUGUGACCAGAUACUCUUGCAAGAAUUUGGAACCAUUUUCAUCCGUACCAUCGUUACUGGAUUUAGUCCACAACAGGGAAACACAAAAGUGGAAAUGGCCCUGGAGUUCAACAAUUCAGUACCAAAUGAUCAUGUGCCAGAAGAUGACAUGGUCGUUGAGACAUUGAUUCAAGCUGUGAAUAGUACGAAUAAUUUCCCGCUCAGUUUUGUUCCAGACUCAAUUGCAGUCAUUUCCGAAGCAUCAGAAACUUCAACAACUGAUGGACCAUCACUUACACAUGUGCCAAUUAUCACCGAUGUCCCUGCCACUCAACAGCCAACCAUCACCCAUGGGCUAACCAUCACUCAUGUUCCGACAACUGUUGAUCCAACCACCACCCACAUCCUUACAACUCAAGGGCCAACUACCAUUAAUGGGCCAACCACUACCCAUGUCUCUGCAACUCAAAGGCCAACUACCACUCAUGGGCCACCACUCAGUGUUGGGCCAACCACCACCCAUGUCCCAACAAAUCAAGAGCCAACCACUACUCAUGGGUCAACUACCACCCGUGUCCCUACAACUCAAGAGCCAAACCCCACUGAUGGGCCAACCCCCACUGAUGGGCCGACCUCCACCCAUGUCCUUACAACUCAAGGGCCAAUCACUACCCAUGUCCCUACAACUCAAGCACCAACCACCACUCAUGUCCCUGCAACGCUAGGGCCGACCACCACCGAUGUCCCUGCAACUCAAGGGCCAAGUACCACUCAUGGGCCAACCACCCCCCCUGUCCCUACAAUUCAAGGGCCAACCACCACCCAUGUCCCUACAACUCAAGGGCGAACCACCAAUCGUGUCCCUGCAACACUAGGGUCGACCACCACCCAUGUCCCUGCAACUGAAGGGCCAAGUACCACUCAUGGGCCAACCACCCCCCCUGUCCCUACAACUCAAGGGCCAACCACCACCCAUGUCCCUGCAACUCAAGGGCCAAUCUCAACCCAUGUCCCUACAUCUCGAGGGCCAACCACCACUCAUGUCCCUGCAACACUAGGGCUGACCACCACCCAUGUCCCUACAACUCAAGAGCCAGCUACCACUCAUGGGCCAACCCCCCCUGUCCCUACAACCCAAGGGCCAACCGCCACUCAUGUCUCUCCAACACUAGGGCCGACUACCCCCCCUGUCCCUCCAACUCAAGGGCCAACCACGACUCAUGUCCCUGCAACACUCGGGCCGACCACCACCCAUGUCCCUGCAACUCAAGGGCCAACUACCACUCAUGAGCCAACCCCCCCUGUCCUUACAACUCAAGGGCCAAUCACUACCCAUGUCCCGACAACUCAAGGACCAACCACCACUCAUGUCCCUGCAACACUAGGGCCAAGAACCACUCAUGGGCCUACCGCCCCCUCUGCCCCUACAACUCAAGGGCCAACCACCACCCAUGUCCCUGCAACUCAAGGGCCAAUCACAACCCAUGUCCCAACAACUCGAGGGCCAACCACCACUCAUGUCCCUGCAACACUAGGGCCGACCACCACCCAUGUCCCUACAACUCAAGGGCCAGGUACCACUCAUGGGCCAACUACCCCCACUGUCCCUACAACUCAAGGACCAAUCACGACCCAUGUCCCUACAACUCAAGGGUCAACCACCAAUCGUGUCCCUGCAACACUAGGGCCGACCACCACCCAUGUCCCUGCAACUCAAGGGCCAAGUACCACUCAUGGGCCAACCCCCCCUGUCCCUACAACUCAAGUGCCAACCACCACUCAUGUCCCUGCAACACUAGGGCCGACCACCACCCAUGUCCCUGCAACUCAAGGGCCAAGUACCACUCAUGGGCCAACCACCACCCCUGUCCCUACAACUCAAGGGCCAACCACCACCCAUGUCCCUGCAACUCAAGGGCCAACUAUCACUCAUGGACCAACCCCCCAUGUCCCUACAACUCGAGGGCCAACCACCACUCAUCUCCCUGCAACACUAGGGCCGACCACCACCCAUAUCCCUGCAACUCAAGGGCCAACGACCACUCAUGGGCCAACCACCCCCACUGUCCCUACAACUCAAGGGUCAAUCACGACCCAUGUCCCUACAACUCAAGGGCCAACCACCAAUCGUGUCCCUACAACACUAGGGCCGACAACCACCCAUGUCCCUGCAACUCAAGGGCCAACUACCACUCAUGGGCCAACCCCCCCUGUCCCUACAACCCAAGGGCCAACCACCACUCAUGUCCCUGCAACACUAGGGCCGACUACCCCCCCUGUCCCUCCAACUCAAAGGCCAACCACGACUCAUGUCCCUGCAACACUAGAAUCGACCACCACCCAUGUUCCUGCAACUCAAGGGCCAACUACCACUCAUGGGCCAAACCCCCCUGUCCCUACAACUCAAGGGCCAAUCACUACCCAUGUCCCGACAACUCAAGGGCCAGCCACCACUCAUGUCCCUGCAACACUAGAAUCGACCACCACCCAUGUUCCUGCAACUCAAGGGCCAACUACCACUCAUGGGCCAAGCACCCCCCCUGUCCCUACAACUCAAGGGCCAAUCACUUCCCAUGUCCCUAUAUCUCAAGGGCCAACCACAAUUCCUGGGCCAACUACUACUCACGUUCCUACAAUUCAAGUGCCAACUACCACUCAAAGGCCAACCCCCACUGAUGGGCGAACCACCACUCAUGCACCUGCAACUCAAGGGCCAGCUGUUCCAAAUCCAACAACUAUCACAGUGGUCCCUACAUCUCCACCACCGGUUGUUGUGCUGUCAGCAACUUUGGAGGAACCGUUUGUGGAAGAAUUCAAUAAUGUCAACAGUGCAGCGUAUUUAGCUCUUGAAAACAGAGUUGUCACAUCGUGCGACGCCAUCUACAGGGAGAGAUUUGGUUUUAUCUUCAUCCGCACCUUCAUUAUUCGGAUUAUCCGUGCUGUGGUGUUGACGCGAAUGGACAUCACGCAAGUGGACGUCGGAUUGGAGUUCAGGAACACAUCUUCGACUCCAGUGGAUGAGGUUGUCGUUGCCACCUUAGAGGAAACCCUUAGUCAGCCCAACAAUACAUUCAACAUCAGCCUUGUCCCCGAAAGCAUUCAAGUCAUUCAAUCUCCACACAAAACAAAUUUGACAACAACAAAACCCAACACCACUGCGACUCCAGCAACGACGGCCACCAAGAAUCCCAUUACGAGUGCCACAUCACUCACCACGCGGACUUUGAGGUUUACAUCCGUCGGCGAGACUUUCACAAAUGACUUGCUCAAUCAGUCGACUGCCGCGUUUAUCAGCCGAGCGGCGCUCAUCAAGAUGACGCUGGAACCACUCUACACAGUCACAUUUUCUUCAUUUAAUGACCUGACAGUCACGUCAUUCAGUAAUGGCUCCAUUAUCAACAACAUGAACCUGAGGUUCGCAUCUAGCUUGGUGCCCAGCAAUAAUGUCAUUGGUGAUGUUUUAAUCAAAGCCGCACCCAACAUCACAGCCUUCAACGUGGACACCUCAUCCAUUUUUGUGAAUGGCAUAUUGAUUUCAAGCGGAGCGAGCCAUAAGACGAGCCUCAUCACCGCAUCUGCUGUGGUGCUGUUGUCAUGGUUACUGACGAGCAACCAAUAGCAUCUUUGCAUGGGUUGGCCAAAUAAGGGCUUGUGUGUGUGUGUGGGAGGGGCGAAAAUGGGUCUCUGUGGAUCGCCAAUUGCCGUAUCAUGAAGUUACAUGCAUAUGAUUAUGUUGUAUGAUAUAAUUUCUGGAAGUUUAUAACUCAAUGCACACUGUAUAUGAAUUAAACUCUUUGUACACUGUUUGAAAAUGACAGACUUUGCACACUGUAUAGAAAUUAAAGCCUUUAGUCAUGCUAUAAAAAUAAAAUAAAAGAAAGCCUGUAGACAAAUUCAAAUGAAAGCUUUGUACAUUGUAUAAGAAUUAAAGUCUUAAGACACCCGAAACAAAUGAAAGUUUUUCUACACUGUAUCCAAAUUAAAGCCUUUCCACACUCUAUAACAAUUGUAUCCAUUCAUUUUCCACACCAAGUGAGCGGUGCUGGUGCUUAUCCCAGCUGACUACCCGGCAGA
Hippocampus comes (tiger tail seahorse) is the source of this 11184-nucleotide messenger RNA. RefSeq names its product mucin-17-like. The record is from RefSeq and is a predicted model, not a curated record. The transcript has 28 exons. Bases 74 to 10729 code for a protein of 3551 amino acids. NCBI's taxonomy places the organism in Eukaryota, Metazoa, Chordata, Actinopteri, Syngnathiformes, Syngnathidae.